CGGCUAUUAAAAAUACCAAAGAAGAAGAAACAGUGUAUUUCCGGUGUUCGUGCCCCGCCUCCUAUGUGUCGACCGCGGAUAUUUGAAAAAUAGCUAACGUAGCAUUACAGUGGUGAGACUUAACUUUUAAAAGGUCAAGGGCCAUUAAAUCACAUUUAAAAAAUGGCGUCCAUUACCGAUCCAAGUUUCAGUGACAGGUUCACCAGUGCUAUGGAGGAGAUCCACAAAGAACAGCUUAAAACAUAUGGGGAGAUAAUUGACAUGACCGUGGAGUUGUGCCAAGCCCACACACAGUCUGUGAAGUCUGCGCUUGAUACAUGUUUAAAGAAAUGUAAGGAUGAUGUGAUGCUGUUUGAUACAAUACAAACAUUCAAAACGGACUUGUUACAGAAAAAUGUGUCAUUGAAAGAGAAAAAGCAUGCUAUUUCUGAAAUGACGACUGAGAUUCAGCAGAAGGAGAUGCAGAAAGACGCCAUCAUUCAGAAGAUGGAGAAACUUGGAGAAGACCAAGUUAGAAGAAAAGAGUUAAUAGAGUCUCAAAACAAAGCAAACAAAAACAGACUGAAGAAUCUCCAGAAAGCCAGAGUGGUCUUUCAAGAGCAUUUAGGGAUGGAGAUACGAACAAUCCAAGGCAAAACACAGUUGUCUAAAGGUGAAAAGCUGCAGUUUGUUUUCCGGAAUAUCAACCCCUCGGAUCAGGACAGUGCCUAUGUUGUCACAAUGGGGAUUAAAGACGAUGGAUCUUACCAGAUUGUAUCCAGUGACCCCGCUCUCGAGUGUUUGCCUGUCUUGGAAAGCCGGCUUCAGGAGACCAAUAACUUGGCAGCGUUCCUUGCAAACGUCCGGAAGGAGUUUAUCUCGCAGAUUCGCUCCUAAAAUUGAAAUACCGGGAGGAUAAAAUGCCGGGCAAGGACUUUCUUGCAGGGAUAGGGGGAGGAUAACGGAAAAUGUUUGAAAGAAUGAAUAAAUUAAUACAUAAUCAAUUCAUUCAGUCAACAUUUUUCUCAUGUCCUUACUCUGUUUAAAGUCGGUCUGGAUAAGUGUACAGUUUUAUUUUCUUGGCUUUGUAUUUGAAUUUGUAAAUAUAUUAAUCUG
Messenger RNA from Pungitius pungitius (ninespine stickleback), 1095 nucleotides. RefSeq names its product SPC25 component of NDC80 kinetochore complex (gene spc25). The transcript is spliced from 7 exons. Lineage: Eukaryota; Metazoa; Chordata; Actinopteri; Perciformes; Gasterosteidae. The coding region runs from base 163 to 876 and encodes 237 amino acids. Gene Ontology annotation, biological process: chromosome segregation. Gene Ontology annotation, cellular component: Ndc80 complex. The record is from RefSeq and is a predicted model, not a curated record.